UGAUUCUGGACAUUUCUUCUCAAGAACUCUCCUUGGUAGUUAGCCUGAACAUUAUGAAACCGUCUGGUUAACCUGGAGCCCUCUGAGUCUUGCUUCUUCAUUUUGGCUCUGUUCUCCAAGGAAAGGGAAGCGUUUUCUCAGCUGAACAAAAUGGCUAAACAUGUCUUUGCCUCAAGAGAGGGUUCAUAAUCACACAGCAGGCAGGCCCUGAAUGAGCUUGCUGCCUCAGCCAUGCAAGAGAACACUACCCCAUUUUCAACAUCACAAUCUUGGUAUUCACCAGUAAUUUCUCCGGUCUUUUGCCUGAAGAUGAAUCUGGCAGGAGAGAAAGUAAUUUCUUCCCCUAUGACAGAAUCUGCCUGGGAGCACUACUUCAUGAUGGAGAAGCAAAAAUUAGCUGAUUCUGAGCUAACAAAACCUCUUCCUAUUGUUCAAGAUGAGAGUAGAGGAGGUUUCUGGGAAAGAAGAAGCAUGCUGAAGAGCCUGGGGAAAGCCGUGCCCUGUUCAGAGGUACAGCGCCAGCACUUCAGGCAGUUCCGCUAUGAGGAAGCUGAGGGACCCCGAGAGCUUUGCAAUCGACUCCAUGCUCUCUGUUGCCAGUGGUUGAAGCCAGAAGAACGUACAAAGGCUCAGAUCCUGGACCUAGUGAUCCUGGAGCAAUUCAUGGCUGUCCUCCCCCCAGAAAUAAAAAGCUGGUUGAGAGAAUGUAGAGCAGAGAGUACUUCACAGGCAGUAGCCCUGGCAGAAGGUUUCCUCUUGAGCCAGAUAGAGGAGAAGAUACAGGAAGACCACAGGGAGAUCUUUGUGGAAGAGUCCACUGGUUUCUGUGAUGUAGAGAAGGGUACCUCAGACUCUGGAGAAGGAGUACAAUUCAAAUGGGUCUCACAAGAACAUGGCACAGAUACCACCCCCAGCUCCUCUCUAGAUAAGGUGAUGCUUGAGAAGGUGACUGUGUCUUUCAGUGAAGAGGAGUGGGCCCAGCUGCAUCUGGACCAAAGGGCCCUGCACAGAGAAGUCAUGGAGAAGAACAUGGAGAUUGUGGCCUCUCUGAGUAAUUGGCAGGAGAGGCAGAACCAAGCAAAGCCAAGGAUGUCUUUGCUGCAAAGCGUUGAAUGUCAAGUUAAGAAAGAGAAGGAAGCCAAAACUGACAUUCAGGAGAAGUGGAGGAACAAAGCAUUUCCUUCUCAGAAUGGAGGCAUCCGUGGAAUCUCCAGCCAAGAAAUAAUAGAAAAAAGAAAUGGAAGAGGUACAUGCAUUUCUCCUCAAUAUGGAUGGAACCUUGAUUUUAAAGACAGCCUUAACCUUCAUAGGAGCACAUAUGCAGAAAGAAUUCUCACACGAAAGAAGAAAUGUGUGUUUUCAAUGUGUGGAAAGAGCUUUGGGUGGAGAUCACAAUUUGUGCCACUUCAGUGGUCCCACACAGGGGAGAACCCAUUUAAAAGCUUAGAGUGUGCCAGAAGUUUCAGUCCGAAGGGAUAUUUCAUCCAUCAUCUGGCAACUCACUUUGGGGAGAAACCAUUUAAUUGUUUGGAAUGUGGGAAAAGAUUCCGUCGGAAGUCAAACCUCACUGCUCAUCAGUUAAUUCACACAGAAGAGAAACCAUUUAAAUGCCAGGAGUGUGGAAAGAACUUUAGAUCAAAGCAAAAGCUCACUCAGCAUCAAGUAACUCACACAGGGGAGAAACCAUUUCAUUGCUUGGAGUGUGGAAGGAGUUUCAGUAGGAAGUCAACCCUCAUUUCCCAUCAGUUAAUUCACACAGGGGAGAAACCAUUUCAAUGCCUGGAGUGUGGAAGGAACUUUAGACUGAAGCAAAAAUUCACUCAGCAUCAGGUAACUCACACAGGUGAAAAACCAUUUCAUUGCCUUGAAUGUGGAAAGACUUUCAGUCGGAAGUCGAAUCUCAUUUCUCAUCAAUUACUUCACACGGGAGAGAAACCAUUUAAGUGUCUGGAGUGUGAAAAGACUUUUAGAUGGAAGACAGAACUCACUCAGCAUAAAUCAACUCACACCGGGGAGAAACCGUUUCAGUGCUUGCAGUGUGGAAAGAGCUUCAGUCGGAGGUCAAGCUUCAUUUCCCAUCAGUUAAUUCACACCGGAGAGAAACCAUUUCAAUGCCUGGAGUGUGGAAAGAGCUUUAGAUGGAAGCAAAAGCUCACUCAGCAUCAAUUAACUCACACAGGGGAGAAACCAUUUCCUUGCUUGGAGUGUGGAAAGAGUUUUAAUCGGAAGUCAAAUCUCCUUUCACAUCAGUUACUUCACACAGGGGAGAAACCAUUUAAAUGCCUGGAGUGUGGAAAGACCUUUAGAUGGAAGACAGAGCUCACACAGCAUAAAUCAACUCACACUGGAGAGAAACCAUUUCAGUGCUUGCAGUGUGGAAAAAGCUUCAGUCGGAAGUCAAGCCUCAUUUCACACCACUUAAUUCACACAGGGGAGAAACCAUUUCAAUGCCUGGAGUGUGGAAAGAAGUUUAGAUGGAAGCAAAAGCUCACCCAGCAUCAGUUAAUUCACACAGGGGAGAAACCAUAUCAGUGCAUGGAGUGUGGAAGGAGCUUCACUCAUAAAAUAAGCCUUACUCGUCAUCAAGUAAAUCACACAUUUCAGUGCUGCCAGAAAUGUGGAAAGAGCUUCACUCCAAAGAUAGGCCUAACUUCCUAUCAAACAACUUACACAAUGGAUAAAGCCUUACUGUGCUUGGAGUGUACGGAGAGUUUAUCUCAGAAGCCACAAGUUAAGUCAGAAGAACAGUCUCCUUUGCCAUUUAGCAACUCAUACAAGGGAGAAGCAAUGAAAAUGGAAACAAUUUGAGAGGGCCACACAUCUAAAAUUCAUGUGUUUACAUGUGUCCGUAUUUCUACGCUGGAGAACUAUUCAGAUAUUUGGGAAAGGAGCACAUGAUUCAGUCAAGAUGAGCCGCACGUGAAUAAGCACUUCAUAUUAAUGGGGGGGGGGGGGGAUUAAAUAGGAAAGGUUGUCCUUUCUACUCCAGAGCACUUACCGAAGGCCUGAAUGUUUGUUGAAGAGAAAAUUAACACUGUUUUUAAAUUUACACUCAAUCUAAGCUUUAUGGGAUUGUUGUGGUUGCUGACCUCCCAAUUUAAAACAAUCUUAAGAUGUCUUGUGAUGAAAUGUCAAAUUGUAACGGGAAAUAUUUGCUGUUUUUUAAGAUUACAAUAUUACACUUCAAAACCAAAUGUUACCUUUUAUUUUCAGUCAAUCUGAAGAAAUCCUUCAUGACUGAAAGCCUUUUUGAUAAAUCCCUGGUUGUGAAGAAUUGGUGUGAAGUUCAACUUUUAACAUUUUUGCAUGUAUUUUUAUCAGUUGCUGGUGUAGGUCAUCUUCUGCCUUAGUGGCACAUUUUUCCAAAAUCUCAUUUCAUUAUAUGAUGGACUAUAGCUUAGAUGACCUGAAUUAAUAUUUAAUUGAUAACACUGCAACAAAGUAGUCUGAGUCUUUUUUGCUUUCUAUGGCCACAUACAGACAGGCCAAAAUAAAGCUGCUUCGGGUCACUUUGGAGGUAUGCUAUUUAAAUGAUGCAUACGUCCUAAGAGUCUGGAAGCCACACCAAAGCCAUGCUCCAGUCCUCAGGAGUCCUUCCAGAUUCUUAGGACAUAUGCAUCACUUAAACAGCAUACCUCCAAAGUGACCCAAAGCAGCUUUAUUUUGGCCUGUCUGUAUGGGCCCUUUGUAAUUUAUUUUGAAUAUAGGUUUUUUCUAGAAAGCGUACUGUCUAAACUCUGUUGUGCCACUUUCUUUGUAAUAAACCUUGUGAAG
Molecule: messenger RNA, 3774 nt
Organism: Sceloporus undulatus (fence lizard)
Lineage: Eukaryota; Metazoa; Chordata; Lepidosauria; Squamata; Phrynosomatidae
Product: oocyte zinc finger protein XlCOF6-like
Exons: 6
Coding region: 232-2808 (858 amino acids)
Biological process (GO): negative regulation of transcription by RNA polymerase II
Molecular function (GO): DNA-binding transcription repressor activity, RNA polymerase II-specific
Source: RefSeq, a predicted model, not a curated record